Molecule: messenger RNA, 801 nt
Organism: Ascoidea rubescens DSM 1968
Lineage: Eukaryota; Fungi; Ascomycota; Saccharomycetes; Ascoideales; Ascoideaceae
Exons: 1
Coding region: 1-801 (266 amino acids)
Source: RefSeq, a predicted model, not a curated record
AUGUGUUUAAGAACUCUGUCAUCUUAUGAUCUUGAAUUUAAAUUAUCCUACUGUCCUACUUUUGCUAAAGUAUCAACCAAGUUAAAGCCCAAUAUUGAAUUGAAACUAAAGGAUAACUCCGAUGCAAAAUCCAGCCGUGAUUUUAUUGUGGUUGUUGCCUUAGAAAGUGCUUCCUCAGAUGAUAAUUCUCCAAAGAGUCUUUCUAAUGCUUUAGAAGGUGUUACUGUUGAACCCGGUAAGUAUGUUACCGGUCAAAACACCUAUAAUUUCACUUUUAAAAACUUAUUAAUUAAUGAAACUGGUGUUUAUAAGUUAAUUUUUGAACUAAAUGAAUUUUGUCCUUUUUGUUUUUCAGAUGGAGAGAAAUUCCGAAACCUAUCAAGAAUUAAAAGCAAUCCAAUUGAUAUAAAUAUUGCUUCUGCUUCUGCUCCUCGUUCUAAAUUCAAAUUCAAAUCCAAAUCUCCUAAAUCUACUCGUAAAUCUGCUCCUAAAUAUACCUCUGAAUCUACUUCUGCUUCUAUUUUCUCUGAUUCUGCUUUGAAUUGUGCUUCUGAAUAUACUUUAAGCGUAACUCCUAAAAUUGAUUCUAAUACUAACAAUAAUAUUGAUAUUCCUUCUAAUCGGUUCUCAACCUUUAACAAUUCUUAUGAUGAUGAUUUUUAUCUGAAUAAUUAUCAAUUUGAUUCAUCUUUUCUUGAAAAUUUCAACUAUCUCAUUAAUAUCAACUCUCUGUCAAAUGAGAGUAAUGAUGGUUUAGUUGUUUUAAAUGAAAACAAUCGCUUUUUCUCAUGGUUUAUAUAA